CGAGGGGCCGGGCCGGGACCGCGCGCUCGCCCGCCGCGCUCUGGGCCGCCCGAGCGAGCCGCCGGACCUCGCGCGCCCCGCCGCCGCCGCCGCCGCCGGCUUUUGUUGUCUCCGCCUCCCCCGCCGCUGGCGCCUCCGGACCGCGAGCCGAGUGCGCCGGGACCUUGGCUCUGCCCUUCGCGGGCGGGGGCUGCGCGGGCCCGGCCGGGGGCGCCGCCGGCCCCGCCAUGGAGCUGCGGGCCCGAGGCUGGUGGCUGCUGUGCGCGGCCGCCGCGCUGGCCGCCUGCGCCCGCGGGGACCCCGCCAGCAAGAGUCGGAGCUGCAGCGAAGUCCGCCAGAUCUACGGGGCCAAGGGCUUCAGCCUGAGCGACGUGCCCCAGGCGGAGAUCUCGGGUGAGCACCUGCGGAUCUGCCCCCGGGGCUACACCUGCUGCACCAGCGAGAUGGAGGAGAACCUGGCCAACCGCAGCCGGGCCGAGCUGGAGACCACGCUCCUGGACAGUGGCCGGGCCCUGCAGGCCGUGCUGGCCGCCCAGCUUCGGGGCUUCGACGAUCACUUCCAGCGCCUGCUGAACGACUCAGAGCGGGCCCUGCAGGAGGCCUUCCCCGGCGCCUUCGGAGAGCUGUACACGCAGAACACCAAGGCCUUCCGCGACCUGUACGCCGAGCUGCGCCUCUACUACCGCGGCGCCAACCUGCACCUGGAGGAGACGCUGGCCGAGUUCUGGGCCCGCCUGCUCGAGCGCCUCUUCCGGCAGCUGCACCCGCAGCUGCUGCUGCCCGACGACUACCUGGACUGCCUGGGCAAGCAGGCCGAGCCGCUGCGGCCCUUCGGGGAGGCCCCCCGCGAGCUGCGCCUGCGCGCCACCCGCGCUUUCGUGGCGGCGCGUGCCUUCGUGCAGGGCCUGGGUGUGGCCAGCGACGUGGUCCGGAGGGUGGCCCAGGUGCCCCUCAGCCCGGAGUGCUCGCGCGCCGUCAUGAAGCUGGUGUACUGCGCCCAAUGCCUGGGGGUGCCCGGCGCCCGGCCCUGUCCCGACUACUGCCGCAACGUGCUCAAGGGCUGCCUGGCCAACCAGGCCGACCUGGACGCCGAGUGGAGGAACCUCCUGGACUCCAUGGUGCUCAUCACAGACAAGUUCUGGGGUCCAGCGGGCGCGGAGAGCGUCAUCGGCGGCGUGCACGUGUGGCUGGCAGAGGCCGUCAGCGCCCUCCAGGACAACAGUGACACCCUCACAGCCAAGGUCAUCCAGGGCUGCGGGAACCCCAAGGUGAACCCCCAGGGCCCUGGGCCUGAGGAGAAGCGGCGCCGGGGCAAGCUGGCGCUGCCGGAGAAGCCGCCCGCGGGCACACUGCAGAAGCUGGUCUCCGAGGCCAAGGCCCAGCUCCGAGACGCCCAGGACUUCUGGAUCAGCCUCCCGGGGACGCUGUGCAGUGAGAAGUUGGCCAUGAGCGCGGCCAGCGAUGACCGCUGCUGGAACGGGGUGGCCAAGGGUCGGUACCUCCCCGAGGUGAUGGGCGACGGCCUGGCCAGCCAGAUCAACAACCCCGAGGUGGAGGUGGACAUCACCAAGCCCGACAUGGCCGUCCGCCGGCAGAUCAUGCAGCUGAAGGUCAUGACCAACCGUCUGCGCGGCGCCUACAGCGGCAGUGACGUAGACUUCCAGGACGCCAGUGACGACGGCAGCGGCUCUGGCAGCGGCGAGGGCUGCCCGGACGACGUGUGCGGCCGGAGGGUCAGCAAGAAGAGCUCCAGCUCCCGGACACCCCUGACCCACGCCCUCCCCGGCCUGUCGGAGCAGGAGGGCCAGAAGACGUCGGCCGUGGGCCGCCCCCAGCCCUGCAUGUGCCUCCUGUUCGUCCCCAUCCUCACCCUGGUCCUCUCAGCAGCCGGGCCCUGGUGGCGGUAACUGCCCCAGCCCCAGGGACCGAGGCCAAGGACUGACUUUGCCAAAACUCACACCAGACGAAUAUUUAACUCCCUCGGCCGAGCGGCCCCGGGGCGGGGCAGGAAGAGUCGGCGAGGGGCCGCGGCUGUGACUGUGCCAGGGGCCGGGCGAGUGCCUGGCUUUGCCAGCCACCCUGGCUUUUAAUUUUGUAUGAGGCCCUCAGGUCAGCCAGGAACAGUGUCCCCAAAAGCCAUGCAUUUCAGGGACCUUGGGGAUGCCGGUGGCUGUCUCAUCCGCCAGCUCCUGCACCGUCGCAGCAGCACUGGGGCCUGUGAGGAGGUGGCCCGAGCAGUGUCCUGCCGGAGUGCGAGCCGUGCCUUCCUCUCCCGCCUGCCCCGCUGAGCACCUAGGGCUCCAGGUGUCUGACAGCCAGGCCCACUCCUCAGCACCCGAGAAUCCCUGAGAGGGUGUCAGGGUUCCCGCCAUCCAGGGUCUAGCAGGGCCUUUGAGGUCGUGCAUGAACCUUGACCCCCUCUCCCCCCAGAGCCACCUCUGGGCUCUGCUCUCAGCUGCGUCUGUGCGGGGCGGGGUCGUGGCUCCUGGCCGUCCACGCAGGCUCACGGCCCACACAGGCACUUCUCCUGCCCUUGUCCUGUCCCCGUCCCCACCCAGACCCAGGGCAAGGUCCCAGCUCAGGGCGACACAGGCCAGGACUGCAGGUGACCCCUGGCCGUCACCUGGCCGCAGGGAUGCUGUGUGGCUGGUGAAACUUCAGCUCAGGGCCAGCGAGACCCAGCUCUGCAGGCCGGAGGGACGUCCCUUCCCUGACCCCACCAGCUGCAGGGCCGGGGUGCUGUGACAGUCAAGGGCUUUUCCAGCCGGGCACCAUCUGCAAGCGCUUCCCAUCCUUCUCACCGAGAGUUGCUUUCUCAGCUUCUCCCAAAAAGCUUUUGAGGAUCCCAGGCGACCUUCUGUGGCCCUGGGAUCUGGGCGCAGCCCUGCUCACUUGGGCUGUCCAGGCCUCUCCGUGGGCCUGGGGGCCCCCCUCCUGGGCCUUGCCCGCUGCAGGGCCUGGGGAGGGGCUGGCGCCCUGCCAGCGAGGGACUCAGGCAGGGGAGGCUGGGCUGUGGCCGUCCGGGGGAUGCUGAGCCACCGUGGCCGGGGACAGCGGUCCCAACCCGCUCCCGGGCCCUGAGACGGCUGCUUAGUACUGCUUUGCUUUUCCUCACGGAGUUGGGGGGGCCUGGCCACUGCUCAGAGCCUCUGGGACGUGCAGGGCCCAGGGCCGCAGGCUGCACCCCGCCAGGCAGCCAGCCCACAGGCACAGCCACCCCAUCGUCAGCCUGUUGUGCCGGGACCGGGGGCUGGGCCCGGGGCCUCCUUCCCUGCAGGUGGGGGCCCGCUGGACUCUCGGGGGCUCUGGGGCGGUGACCACCCACGUGCCAGGACAGCCACCCUCGUGUGCCCGUGGAUGGCCGCAGAGCAGCCUGCACUCUGGCCCCGCCCCACAUGCGUCUCUGGAAGGGGUGGCCCUGCCAUGGUCACUGGCCAGGCCUGCUGUGCCCUUGUGCUGCACGGUGUCAGCAGGUGACGUGUGUCCUCAGAGUCCUCGGUAUGAAUAAAAGGCUGGAGACCG
Messenger RNA from Hippopotamus amphibius kiboko, 3522 nucleotides. It is a transcript of the gene GPC1, whose product is annotated as glypican 1. The transcript is spliced from 9 exons. Gene Ontology annotation, cellular component: cell surface; plasma membrane; extracellular region. Gene Ontology annotation, biological process: cell migration; regulation of protein localization to membrane; negative regulation of fibroblast growth factor receptor signaling pathway. NCBI's taxonomy places the organism in Eukaryota, Metazoa, Chordata, Mammalia, Artiodactyla, Hippopotamidae. The record is from RefSeq and is a predicted model, not a curated record. Bases 228 to 1907 code for a protein of 559 amino acids. Gene Ontology annotation, molecular function: fibroblast growth factor binding.